AUGAAAUUAUUCUAUAUAUUUGGUGAGAAAUGUAUUCCUGAUGAUUUUCGAUAUGAAUAUACGGAAUGUGAUGAUAAUGAUCAACGAUGGCGUGUUCCAAUACCAAAAAUGAAUAAUUUAAAAUGUAAUGAUGGAGUACCAUUACCGAUACGAGGAGUGAAUUGUUCUUUUACAUGUAGUCCCGGAAUGUAUUUGGAUAUUGUCACUCAACGUUGUCAACUUUGUCCAAAAGGUACAUAUAGUUUGGGUAAUGGUAUUCGAUAUGAUGUAUUUGAUGAAAUUCCACCAAAUUUUGAAGUGGAAAAUGUUAACAUUUUACCGGAAAGAAAUAUGGAUACAAAUACGGAAUCAUUGGAAGAUUGCCCAUUCCGUAAAGGUUGGAUUGUACGAAAUACGGAAUUAAUUUAUGUUCCUUCGCCAUGUUUGUCAAGGCUGAGUUAUAGCGUUGAUUUGGUACGUCCUGGUUACGUGGAAUAUGUUUAUCGUUUACCACGUAAUAAUCGUGCGCUUAUUUUUAACGUUGACGUAAGAAAUGACAAAUGUAGAAGCUACAGAGAUGAAAUGAAGCAAUUAAUGGGAAAUAACUUGAAGAAAGGAAAUUCAGAGGAUGGUAGUGAUUGGCAUCGUGAUCGGAUUGAAUUAAAAAAUGGACAUAACAUUAUCAGUUGGACAGUGAUGAACUAUCGUUUGGAUGCUUUUUACAGUAAUGAUGUUUUACAACAAGUACAAAAAUGUAGCAAAUGUCCCGGUGGUACAUUCAGUGGUAUCGGUGCUAAACAAUGCCAAUUUUGCCGUGCUGGAUAUUACAGUCCACCAGGAUCCAAACAAUGUUUCCGUUGUCCAAUAUCACAAUAUUCUUAUUCUCGAUCAGCAUUUUGCAUAAAUCGACCUAUUUGUUCAUUAAAUGAUUAUUAUCCAGUCUUAAAACCAUGUGUUAAUGGUAAAACACGUGCAAUUUUUGUUAAAGUGCAACCAAAUAUUUGCCGUGAUGAUUUAAGUGGCGCUAUUAAGAUCCCAGAAGCUGGUAAUGAAAUUCCUUGUCCAAAAUGUAAUCCGGGAAUGAAUUUAAAUUCAACUGGUCAGUGCGUAUUUUGUCAAAAGGAUCAUUACUCAAAUGGCGAAGAAUGUCAUAGAUGUCCAGUUGAUACAUUACCAAAUUAUGGUUAUCAUUACAUUAUUUGGAAUACACUUCCACCAAAUAUGUUCACUAAAUGUGAAUAUAUUGUUGAAGGUGAUUCAAUGAGUUGUACAAUUGAUAAUGCAUGGAUACCAUCUGGAAGUAUGAUACAAACUUCAUCAACACAAGAGAAAGGCAUUGCACUCGAACUUGGCUUACAAAUUCAUGAUGGCUUUUCAAAUCCAUUGCUUGCAUUUGAUGAACCAACAUCAUCACAUAAUCCAAUUGCGCAUAUUACAUUUGAUUUUGAAAUGAAAUGUGUGGAUGAUAGUUGUGUGCUAUAUUUUAUUGAAAAUACACCAUCACAAUCCUACUAUCGUAUUCUUGCGGAUUUUAGUGGUACUCAACAUUAUCAAUCAUUUUCCUAUCCAAUUGUUUCACCAAAUCCAACACAAUUUUUAUUCGUUUUUAUAAGAUCACGAAGUUCAACAAAAGAGGAUGUCAUAACAGAUCGAGCAUUCAUUUAUCGGAUUAAUGUCACCAAUGUUGGUGACCAAUCAGGUGGUGCAUCAACAUGCUUACAAUGUCCAAAAUAUAAUGGGAAAUGUAUACAUUGUUUAGCUGGUGAAUACAUCACUGAAACA
This is a messenger RNA of Loa loa (African eye worm), 1761 nucleotides long. Its product is annotated as UPF0577 protein. The record is from RefSeq and is a predicted model, not a curated record. Lineage: Eukaryota; Metazoa; Nematoda; Chromadorea; Rhabditida; Onchocercidae. The annotation marks the transcript as partial. The transcript is spliced from 12 exons.